UGGAAUUUCAUCACACGUGUAUCAAUUUGAGUCUAUUCAUUUGCUGAAUCAGCGACAUCUAUCGGCGUAGAGCUUAACUGAAACUUGUCUGUCGCUGGUCAUUUACUCGCAGCGAUGAAUGUCACUUCGAAAAAUUGACUUUCAACAGAAAACAAAUAAACAACUUGACAAGUAUUGCUGAGACUGUCGGAGUCGCUUCACUUUCACCAUAAAAAGAUAUGGACCAGAAACAGGCCAAUGGCGAGUGAUUAAUUAAGUUGGUUUAAAAUCAAAGAAAAAACUUUUUCAAAAUUUUCAUUUAUAAAAAACUUUUAGUGCAGUGAUUUAGAUUACUUAAGAAGAAAAAUGAUUGAUCCGCUGGAUAUAAGAACAGCGAUUUCGACGGCAAAUGAGCCGUAUAUUUUGCGGAAUUUUCAUUUGGAUUGGGAAAUAUUUCGGCUUACUUUUGAUGACUGGUGCCAAAGAAUGGAUAAGCACAUUCGAAAUGAAGCGGUUCAAUUCACCAGCGGCACGAUGAAACACUGUGACAUCCCGUAUUGGGAACGAUUUCGAACACAUGAACAUUUAACGUUUAGUGAAUUUACAAAGAAAUCAAUCGGAGAUGCUUUCAACGAUCGAUGGUACUCACAUAGUUACAGAGAUAUUCUCUCAUGGCCAGAGAGUCUAAGUAAAUCGAUAUCAUUCGCAAAGCUUGGAUUUGAGAACACAGAAGACAUUCUCUUUUGGCUUGGAUCGAAAGGUGCCAACACACCGUGUCACUACGAUACAUAUGGUUUCAAUAUCGUUGUUCAAGUAUUUGGUAGAAAGUCAUGGCUGCUGUUCCCACCAAAAACACCAAUAACAGCUACUCGUGUCCCAUUUGAAGAGUCUAGUGUUUAUUGCAAACAGAAUUUCUAUAGUCCAGCUGAUAUGGAUCAAUUUGGCGAUAUCGGUAAAAAUCAAGACGCCUUUGAAGUAACUUUGAGUCCAGGCGAUAUAUUAAUUGUACCAGCAAACUGGUGGCACUAUGUGGAGAAUUUAGAAACGAGCUUAACUGUUAACACAUGGAUACCUUUGAAUGUGAAGGACUCAUUAGCGCGCCUUGGCGAGUGUUUUGUGCGAAUGCAAAUUGAGCAAAUAACUGCCGAUGAUUCCGAUUUUGGAAAUGAAGAGCUCAGAAAAUACAUUUACAAUCCGAAUGAAAUGAAUGAGCCCGAUUUAAAUCUAAUGAAUUUAUUCAAACCAUUGGCUGAUGUAGUGAUAGAGAACACAAAGAAUGAAGAUCCACUCGAUUCACAGGAAACUCUAAGUCGUGGGCAGGAAAUUCGCGACAAAUACCAUAGCACAUUUCACAAAGUAGAACCCGUAAGCCACGAUAGAUUUAGACAGAUUUUACUACAAAACUCAGUUCGUCACGAGCACGCUUUGGAUGAACGAAAAAUCAACGGAAUGCGAUUCCAAGAGGUGGAAAAUGUAAUUAAUGCCGUUUGUCACCCGAAGACAGUUGACAGCGCAUGCCAACUGUAUUUGCAGCAAAUUCGAAAUGAAAUUAGUAAAAACGGUCUCGUGAUAAAGUAAAAUGGAUUUUUCGAAGAUAAGAUGCCUGUGUUUUAAUAGCCAAAUAAAAAUCAAAUAAGAAA
Sitodiplosis mosellana (orange wheat blossom midge) is the source of this 1619-nucleotide messenger RNA. It is a transcript of the gene HSPBAP1, whose product is annotated as HSPB1-associated protein 1. Gene Ontology annotation, molecular function: 2-oxoglutarate-dependent dioxygenase activity. NCBI's taxonomy places the organism in Eukaryota, Metazoa, Arthropoda, Insecta, Diptera, Cecidomyiidae. The record is from RefSeq and is a predicted model, not a curated record. The transcript is spliced from 3 exons. The coding region runs from base 346 to 1557 and encodes 403 amino acids.